Messenger RNA from Sycon ciliatum, 909 nucleotides. RefSeq lists its product as uncharacterized. Lineage: Eukaryota; Metazoa; Porifera; Calcarea; Leucosolenida; Sycettidae. Gene Ontology annotation, biological process: DNA integration. The record is from RefSeq and is a predicted model, not a curated record. Bases 1 to 909 code for a protein of 302 amino acids. The transcript has a single exon. Gene Ontology annotation, molecular function: nucleic acid binding.
AUGAAACUUCGUCCAUAUCAAGUGAAAGCAUCGUGGCGUAAGGGCUCAGCGCACGUAUUUGCAGACGCUCUCUCACGACAUCCUGUAUCAAUCCCGACUAGUGAUGAUGAACUCGGAGAAGAUCCAGCACUGUCCUGCCGCAGUAUCCGUAUCUGUCUACUCCAAGAUGGUCCCCAGAGUCUCCAGUUCGCUAAGCUCCGUACCGCAGCAGCAUCUGAUCCUGACUACCAAAUGCAAGUACUUGUGUUUAUCAAGAACGGAUUCCCUUCAGCACAAAAGCAGCUGCCCGAGCCUCUUCGUGCGUAUUGGAACGUGCGUGAACAUUUGUCCACCGACGAUGGCAUAAUCCUGCAAGGUCUACGCAUAGUCGUCCCAGCCUCUCUGCGUGCGUCAUCGCUGAUCAACCUUGACGCAGCCCACCAAGGUCUGACCCGGACCAAACGACGUGCUCGUCAGACAGUGUAUUGGCCGGGAAUGAACAGUGAGUUAGACAUGCUAGUCCGCAGCUGUGAUGCAUGCCGCGAAUUUCAGCCGUCCCAGUCCGCUGAACCGCCCAUUUCUGACCGCAAGCCCACUUUGCCAUUCGAAAGUGUUAGUGCUGACCUUUUCAGUUGCCAAGGUUGCGAGUAUUUGGUAUUCGUCGACCGUUCAACCGGAUGGUCAUGCAUAGCCAAGCUUGGUCACUCAGCCACGUCAGCUGAGGUCCUCCGUCAUUUCCGCAAGUGGUUCUCAGAUGUAGGCGUACCACAGGUCAUAUCAACGGACGGUGGUCCUCAGUUUGCGUCUCACAGAUUUGCUGAAUUUUGUGAGCGCUGGGGAAUCCGUCAUAUCCAGUCGUCCCCUCACUACCCACAGUUGAACGGACAUGCGGAAGCAGCCGUGAAGGCAAUGAAGUACCUGGUGGAAUAG